GGUGUACGUCAAGUCUCUGGAGCAGGUGAAUGCCUAUGUUGUGCAGAGAGAGGCUCGACAUGGGCGGCGAAUCGCUCGCCGAGUCAUGGACGACGCUAAGCCCUGCACCCUCACAUGGUGGAAUCUCAGCUUCGACGGACGGUACGUCAGGAGGGCCAAGAAGCACAUCAUGAUCGAUCCCUUCAGGGGGGGGACGCCGGUUCUGAAUCUCAGGUCGUCCCGGCAUCCUUCAUUGACAAAGCGGAUGGGGGUACGACGCGGGAGAAACUCGUCAGGGGUAGGCGGAAGUGAUACCGUCUACUCCAAGGCGCCCAGUAGCAACACUACUAUGGGCAGACGGGGGUUUAUAAGAACAACAAAGUGGAAGAAUGGUUGUUUGCUAACACAUCCCGCCCAGUUCGACCCCCAUGUCAUCGUCGAUAUCAAUUCACACUUGGGUAGUUGCGCCGCCGCCCCACUAAGUCAAAUAAUGGAGAUUCAAAAGUGGAAGACCUCGGUGAGGACCCGCCGUACUGCCCAUGCGAGAAGUGUCUAGGCAAGCUUCCCCACCCUCCAGGCAACUGCCCCUGGACAGAAUACGAUGUCAUCGACCCCCGCGAGGAGAAAACCCUCGAGCUUCCGCAAUCCUACCCAGAUCGCUAGCAUAGACAUCUCCGAUGUACUGACCAUCUGGUAUGAUUCGUGCUCAAGUCAUGAAUAUGGGGUGUAUAUAUAUAUGUAUAUUCUCUAGCCGAAUUUUCGUUCUAACAUUAGAUCGCACACACGGAGACGCUGGAGGUCGCAUUCUGCCAGCCUCCGAGGAUCAACCACAA
Messenger RNA from Pseudomassariella vexata, 812 nucleotides. RefSeq lists its product as uncharacterized. The transcript has a single exon. NCBI's taxonomy places the organism in Eukaryota, Fungi, Ascomycota, Sordariomycetes, Amphisphaeriales, Pseudomassariaceae. Bases 86 to 535 code for a protein of 149 amino acids. The record is from RefSeq and is a predicted model, not a curated record.